Molecule: messenger RNA, 770 nt
Organism: Annulohypoxylon maeteangense
Lineage: Eukaryota; Fungi; Ascomycota; Sordariomycetes; Xylariales; Hypoxylaceae
Product: DUF1742-domain-containing protein
Exons: 4
Coding region: 135-689 (184 amino acids)
Biological process (GO): vacuolar transport
Cellular component (GO): endosome
Source: RefSeq, a predicted model, not a curated record
CCUUAAGCUACCACUAUGUGCACCGACAUUGAACAACUAAGCUCUGCUUCAACCUCAUUUCAGCGUAUAAGGCUCUGAAGCUGUUAAGUCGUACGUUUUCUACUUGUCUAUUUUUGUUUAGAGGCAAGGGAGUCAUGUCUUUUCCAAACAUCUGGAACCAUCGGAAGGUAGCCGACACCUCAGCCAAAGCAUGCGAGGUUUGCUUCAAACCUAGCACCAGUGUCCUUAUCACACAGGAGAGCAAGGAUUUCUUCUAUGUCUGCCCCAGCCAUCUAAAAGAUAGAGGGUUCUGUUCUCCUAUCAUCGACCAGGAGGCUGUUGCGGCCAAGAAGAAAAAAGAGAUGGAUGAAGAGCUUGAGCGUGCCAAAAAGGAGUAUGAGGAAAAACAGCGUAAAAAGAAAGAAAAGGAAUCAAAAUCGGCCAAGGACUCAGACAAGACCAAGGAUAACGACGAAAAGGAUACCAAAAAGGACGAUAAGAAAGAUGAUCCAAAGCCGGACUCCAAAGAUAAAACAGACGACAAGACACCGCCAAAACCAGAGGAAGAGGAGCCAAGAGUGUUCUCAUUACAAAGGACUUUCUAUCAGCAACGGCUAGACAAGAAACGCCAAAUUGAGAUGGCUAAAAGAAAUCGGGAACGCUUAAGCAAUCCCAAUUUCUUUCCUUCCGUCCCCAAGAAUCUACCUUGACAGGCGAAUAUCUCGGGUUCCAAUUGCCCCUCGUGCCAGUGCCCAGGCAGUUUGCUCCAAAGUUGAACCUCCCGCGAUACU